GUGCGUAUCCUCAAGAAGAAGAAGGCCAGGAGCGGGAACGAAGCCGUGCAGGCUCGCCUGCAUGGUGCGUGGUCUCAGUCGAAGAAGGCGGAGGCAGGGACGAGGUGCGUGCUCUCGCAGACCAGGCCGGCGCAAUAUGGGGUUCCAGGCGCGUGGUCUCAGCCCGAAGAAGGCGGAGGCGGGGACGAGGCGGGGACGAGGCCGGAGCGCUUAUCCUCGACCAACGUGGAGUCCCAGGUACGCGAUCUCGGCCCGAAGAAGGUGAAGGUGGGGUGCUUGAAGCCAGAAGAAGGCGAGCUUCAAGAGGAGGCGACAACAAGCUCGAAGGACUUACUCUCAGAAUACGUUCUCGGCGCGUGGUCUCAACCUGAAGAAGACAGAGGCGGCGACAAGGUGCGCGGUCUCAACUUGAAGAGGAUGGAGGCGGGAACCAGUCCGGAGCACUUCUCCUCAACCAAUAUCGGGUCCGAGGUGCGUGGUCUCAACUCGAACAGGAAGCUCAAGCUGAAGAAGACAGAGGCAAGAACGAGGUGCGGAAGCUCACAAGUCGAAGAAGACAGAGGCAACGGCAAGGUGCGUAUCCUCAAGAAGAAAAAGGCCGGGAGCGGGAACGAAGCCGUGCAGGCUCGCCUGCAUGGUGUCCCAGGUGCGUGGUCUCAGUCGAAGAAGGCGGAGGCAGGGACGAGGCCGGAGCACUUAUCCUCACCCAAUAUGGG
Molecule: messenger RNA, 716 nt
Organism: Symbiodinium sp. CCMP2592
Lineage: Eukaryota; Dinophyceae; Suessiales; Symbiodiniaceae
Source: the annotation of a GenBank genome assembly